UCUCUCCUCGCCCCUAGGCGGCCUCCCACAUCACUACCGCUGGGCGGAGCUCACUUGCUGCCUUUAUCUGCUGAGAAGGCGUCGCUGGGCCGGGCACAGACACACAAUCGGAUUCGGGUGACACUAUUUUUUGGCGGUCAGGCGCAACAUCCUCAUCAUGGAGUCCGAAACGAAAUACCUCCCCGAGCUGAUGGCGGAGAAGGACAGCCUGGACCCGUCUUUCACACACGCCAUGAGCCUGCUGGCUAGCGAGAUUGAAAGGUUGAAGAAGGGAGGUGAACCGAAAAAGGAUGAAGAUGACACUUACUUGGACUUGUUUUCUCACAAAAACAUGAAGCUUAAGGAGCGUAUUUUGAUUCCUGUUAAACUUUACCCUAAAUUUAACUUUGUUGGCAAGAUCCUGGGUCCACAAGGGAACACAAUCAAAAGGCUGCAGGAAGAGACUGGAGCAAAAAUUUCGGUAUUGGGGAAGGGAUCCAUGAGAGACAAGGCAAAGGCAAAAGAGCUGCGUAAAGGAGGAGAUCCUAAAUACAGUCAUUUGAACAUGGAUCUUCAUGUUUUCAUUGAAGUCUUUGGCCCGCCAUGUGAGGCUUAUACUCGAAUGGCACAUGCUAUGGAGGAAGUCAAGAAGUUUUUGGUCCCAGAUAUGAUGGAUGAUAUUUGUCAGGAGCAGUUCCUGGAGUUAUCCUAUCUGAAUGGAGCGCCACCAGAACAGGCUCGUGGUGGUGGCGGAAGAGGGGGACCUGCCAGAGGUAGAGGAGGACCACCACCAAGUGCGGCUCCACCAGCAAGAGGCAGAGCUGGACCAUUACGCCCUCUUGUUCCAAGGGGAGCCCCUGGGCGGGGAGCCAUAACACGUGGAGCCAGUGUAAGCAGAAAUGUGGCACCUACUCCUUCAAGUAGAGGCACUCCAUCAGGAAGGGCUCGAGGUGGGUCCAUUCAAAGGAUCUCCUUGCCGCCUCCAGCACCUGAGUCUUAUGAUGAAUAUGGCUAUGAAGAUUCCUAUCCAGAGCAGAGCUAUGAAGGUUAUGAGGGUUAUUACAAUCAGAGCCAGGGUGACACAGAGUAUUAUGACUAUGGUCAUGGGCAUGGGGAAGGUCCAGAGUCCUAUGAAGGUUAUGGGCAAGACAACUGGAAUGGAUCCCGUCCGUCCUUGAAAGUUCCAUCUUCUCAUGCAGCAAAAGGAAACGCCUACAGAGAACACCCCUACAGGCGCUUCUAGGACUGCUACCCAUCCAAACCAUUAUUACUGAUAUCUUGUGUCCCAGGACUUCCCGUUCCUUAAACCACAACACAAGUAAAUUUUCUGUGCUUUGUGACUCCUUUUCCCCCUCCCCAUACUCUCUAAAUCUAACUUCAGCUCCUCCUCUUAAGACCGUUUUUAAAAUUGGAGAAAACAAAAUGUUCUGAUAUUUAGACCCAUUUUUAUUUUUAUUAUUUUUACUGUUAUUGAAAAACAAAACUUAAAACCAUGAUUUUUCAUGUAAAACAAAACAAAGUUAAAAUAGUAUUGAGUGAUUUUUGUUUAAAAAUGAGUUUCUAACAAAAACGUUUAAUGUUAGCUGUAGAGUCACAAUCCUGAACUAAGCUGCAUUUCAAUAUUCCAUUUUUUUUUUUUAUUUUAUUUGAGCUAGUUUAAAUAGAGUAAUUAGCUGUAAUGUUGUAUGGUGUUUAAAAACCCAAGCAUUUGACUUUGUAAUUAAAAAACGCUUUAUGUUAUUAAACCUUAUGGACAAAA
Molecule: messenger RNA, 1738 nt
Organism: Pseudophryne corroboree (corroboree frog)
Lineage: Eukaryota; Metazoa; Chordata; Amphibia; Anura; Myobatrachidae
Gene: KHDRBS1
Product: KH RNA binding domain containing, signal transduction associated 1
Exons: 9
Coding region: 158-1222 (354 amino acids)
Biological process (GO): regulation of alternative mRNA splicing, via spliceosome
Cellular component (GO): nucleus
Molecular function (GO): mRNA binding; poly(A) binding
Source: RefSeq, a predicted model, not a curated record